CCCAACCCUCCCUUGCUAUCAGCUGAUCUCUGAUUGGCUAACACUUUCCCCACACAAUAUAUAUUGAAGAAUAGUGAGCGGAGCGCAGAUCAGACUGUGUGAGCAGAGUAAGCGCUGCGUUAGUGAGAGAGAGCAGAGUAACCCGACAGCGGCACCUAGCGGUCACUACAUCGGCAGACAUGGGCAGCCUGGAGUCUAAGAACAAGAGCACCGACACCGCCGCUAAUAACAAGGAGGCAGAACAACAGGUAAGACUCGGACUGGCUGCUGCUUCUAGCCAGGUGAUGGGGCCGACUGUCUAUAGCUGGGGCUGGCUGACAUGUAUUCACACAGCCCUAGUGCACGUUUAUUACCAGCGAUAUCACCUAACCUGUACCAGGUUGUAUUAGAAUUAACACUGUUAUUGGCCAUAUAAAGAUGACUGUUUUAUUUAUAUUGGUGACACCGGAUUGAAAAGGGGGUGUGUGUGUGUGUUUUAUAUGUAUUUAAUUGUAUCUCAGGCUGGGUGAGGUCACAGGAGGCUGCUGGAUUUUGAUGUUCUAGCUAGCUCUUUGUAUUGAGAAGGUAGCUGACCAGGGGUGGGGUGCGAAAUGAGGUUUAUUCUCCCUCUCUCCCCCCAUUUAUAGUUGGGUGCCAUGUCGUGACCUGUGUAUAUAUAUAUCUAUAUUUAUUUGUAUAAUUAAUACUGUCCCCCUUAUUACAGGAGAAUGGACAUGUGAAAUCUAACGGGGAUGCCCCCACCAAGGAGAAUGGUGAUCCCGCUGCAUCCAAUGGCUCCGCAGAGCCUGCCUCAGAGGAGAUCAUAUCUGCCGAAAAUGCUGACUCGGCCGCCCCUGCUGCCGCUGACCCUAAAGCUGAGGAGCCCCCGGGCAAGCAAGCCAAGAAGAAGCGAUUCUCCUUCAAGAAGCAGUUCAAGCUGCCAUUCCGUAAUAAGACUAAAAAGGAAUCUCCUGCUGCAGAAGAGCCCCCUGCUGGCGAGGCUGCGGCAUCACCCAAGGAGGAGGAAGAGAGCAGCCCUACCGUGGAAAGCAAAGAAGAGCCGGUGGUAGUGGAGACUGCAGCCACUCAGGAACAAUCCACUCCUGAGGCUGAGGUUCCAUCCAGCGAACCUGCUGCUCCUCCUGCUCAGCCUGAGCCAGCUGUGACCACACCUGAGGAAGAGCCCAAACCGGUGGAAUCUGCUCCCACCACAGAACCUGCCACCGAGCCAACCAAGGAGGAGUAGUACCUUGACACCCUCCUAAAAAUGGACUUCUGUGCAUUGAGCCUCCCAUUUACCUCUCCCUUUACUCACCACACUCCUGGGUUCUGUAUCUACUCCACGGUGGGUGUGAGCAGAACUGAAAUAUGUGCCAAAUGUUGCCUUCCUGCCCCUCUGAACACACUAUCCAACUUCAUUCAGAGGAGAAAGCAGAAACUCAAGUGUUGUCCUUCUGGUGCAGACCCAAUGAACUGUAUGGUACAGACUGCACUGCUCCAUCCUAUAGACUUGUAUUAAGCCUACCUCCCUAUGGCUGUUUUAGACAAAGACAAGAGCUUUAGAUGGCUGGAGUAACCAGGGAAAUGGGGGGUCUUGCACUUGAGCAUCUACUUUUGAACUAUUGCUGGACUCAAAACGUCUGAUCUGGUGGAGCUAAUCCCAUUCAAAGUGACUCGCACAGCUGACUGCUGCUCACAGGCAACUUCCCUUGUGUGUUUACAGUAUAGUGUUUCCCCCUACUUGGUGUGGAUGUCCGGCAUUGUAACACUGCAUCAGUGACCAGAGGUGUGGCAGUGUGGUGCUGGCUGUUGUGAACUGAGAGAAUGUGUAUCUUUGUAAAUAUAUAUAUUUUUCUUUUAAGGUCAGGUUCUGUGAAGUCACUUUCUAACUCCUUAAGUAGUACUGGUUGUAUGUGUCAUCAUGUUUUAAAAAUAAAUUAACCCCUUUAUACCAAUGUGUCUCUAAACUUAUUGUUGUACUUGCAGAUGUGGGAGAGUCUGAAA
Pelobates cultripes (western spadefoot toad) is the source of this 1983-nucleotide messenger RNA. Lineage: Eukaryota; Metazoa; Chordata; Amphibia; Anura; Pelobatidae. The record is from the annotation of a GenBank genome assembly.